AUGGCCAACGAACAUUGGGAAGAGAUUAAUGAAUGGGAUAUUGAAGAAGAUAUGGAACUAGCUCAACGUAUUACCGUCCAUACUGUUCAUCAUUCUUCUAUGAGCGAUGAUGAGAAUGAAGAUUCCGAAUAUCAGCUUGUACAAGCUCAUAAACAUCCAACCUAUGCUGCGGCUACAAAGUGGGGUGGAAGAAACAAGAAACAAAAUUUAAUAAAUGUUACUGAUGACAUCACUAAUGACGCUAAUAAAGUGGAGGAAACUGAUAAAAAGAAAGGCGUAGUAUUGGGUGCUCCAACAGCUACUCCUGCUACUCCGGAGGUUCAAACCCCGGCCCCAAAUACCGCAGCAUCUGCGGAAACCUCGAAUACGGAAAAUAAUAUACUGAAAGGUGACUAUGAUAAAGAUUACGAGGACAUUAAAUCCUCUUCGGAUGAUCCAUUGCAGGUGCUGGAAUCUUCGGAUCGCGAACCUUCUAAAUCCUCUACACGUCGUCAUAAUACAAAAGUUCAUAAACUACAAUCUAAACGUUUGCUAAAUCAACUAGUUAAUUCAACUGAAUUAGAAUUAAACGAGGGUGCGGUUCGUGGCGAUACCAAUAGAGACCCAGAAUUUACCAAAUAUAAACUGUUAAAGAAGACUAUGAGGGCGAAGAAUAAUGGUUCCAGUAAAUCUAAAGCUGAGAGAAAAAAUGGAAUGGAAAAACUGCGUGUUGAAAUUAUAUAUUGA
Molecule: messenger RNA, 726 nt
Organism: Cetraspora pellucida
Lineage: Eukaryota; Fungi; Glomeromycota; Glomeromycetes; Diversisporales; Gigasporaceae
Source: the annotation of a GenBank genome assembly